Messenger RNA from Paraphaeosphaeria sporulosa, 2010 nucleotides. RefSeq lists its product as uncharacterized. The transcript has 5 exons. Bases 233 to 1738 code for a protein of 501 amino acids. NCBI's taxonomy places the organism in Eukaryota, Fungi, Ascomycota, Dothideomycetes, Pleosporales, Didymosphaeriaceae. The record is from RefSeq and is a predicted model, not a curated record. Gene Ontology annotation, cellular component: COP9 signalosome. Gene Ontology annotation, biological process: ubiquitin-dependent protein catabolic process.
AAGUGAACCCAUUCACCUGCUUUACUGAAACCUCGACGACAAUAAUCCCCCUUCGCUUUGAGCAACCCGAACUUGAACGCUCUGUUCCCCGUCGAUUCUCUAAGGCGAACUGCUCGCAUCUUUUGGCUCCACCACUUGGGCAGGUGCGACCGCGCCUUAUAACGCCCCGCGUUUCUCAACGCUCGCGCACUCUACCACUGCACACAGCAGCUGUGGAAUCACUCGCCGCAACAUGUCUGCAGAAACAAUCACCUCGCUUCUGAGCUUCCAGCCAGAUGCCCCAGAGCUACAGCAGAAGCGCGAAUACGACAAAGAAGCCCGCGAGUUCACCAAACUAGUCAAUGGGUUGACUCCGGCCACCUUUCUCAAGGGAGCAGACUCUCCCCAAGACCCUCUGAACGUGCUUGAACCCGCAACCAACUCAAUCGCUUACGCCUUUACCCUCCGCCACCGCAUCGAAGCGGCCAACAAGAAGAGCGUCGACCAACUCCGACCAGGAGCCUCGCUGUGGAACAAGCUAGUGCUGUUUCUAGAGUCGUUCGAUCCUGUUCAGAUGCGCUACGCCGGAGAACAAUGGAGGAAGUUGGUGGAAUAUGUCGAGCUGAUUGCGCGAAACGAAGGAGCGCCUGCACUUGCUAUCGCUCCCAUACGCUCGGCAAUGUUCCGCCUCGACCCCACCACCGGUACCUUUACUUCGACGCACCUCCGCUUCAUUCAGCUAUGCAUGGAGACUAGGUCCUACAAGGCUGCCCUGCCUGUUCUCGACAAUUACAUACACAGCCUCCCCACCGUCAUCGCGAAGGAGACGUUGGAAGACCUAGAGUACUCGGUAAUGGCUGCGGACAGCGUCGCGAGCGGAGAGUUCAUAAACUUAAAAUCAGGUCACACAGCUAAGAUUAGCUUAACGGAUCUGCAAGAGUACUAUGUCCUAGGAGCAAUGGCGUAUCUUGGAGAGAGGCGGGUCUAUGAUGCUCUAUAUUUCUUGGAGCACGUGCUUGUGACACCGACGAAUAACGCGCUGAAUGGGUUGAUGCUCGAAGCAUACAAAAAGUGGGUAUUGAUUAGCUGUUUGGCGGACCGGUCGCACAAGACGCCCCCGCGGACAAUGAGCAGCACCGCGGUGAAGAAUUGCAGGAACGCUGCCAAAGCGUACGAGGCGCUUGCGGAAGCUUUCCAGCAGGUGAACAACCUGCCCAAACUCAAAGCACAAGUCAAUGCAGGCAGGGACAUCUGGGCCGAAGACGGGAACACAGGUCUAGUCGAGGAGCUCUUGGAACACCAGAAUCGAGCCUAUCUGUCACGCCUAUCACGAACGUACUCGGCCAUUCCUGUCUCAAACAUUGCCCGCAACGUGGGCAGCAGCGCAGACCAAGUGACGACGUUUGUGGACUCGCUGAUUCGACAGGGUCUCCUAAACGCCCAACUUGAGGCGAACGACAAGUCAGGAGCAGGCGCCGUGUUGCGUUUCUACCUCGACCCGACCCAGGGACCCCUUGCCAAGACGGAGAAGCAGCAGCAGCAGGCGCUGUUUGAGCAGACGCAGCGGACGAAUGCGCUGGCGGAGCAGGUGAGGGACGCGGACUACCGUCUAAGCAUUACCAAGGAGUACGUGGAGUACCUCAAGCGACAGAAGAAGAAGAAUGGGGCAGGGGCAGGCGGAGGUGCAGGAGUGGACGCGAUGGACAUGGGUUUUGAAGAUGGCGACCUGGACGAGGAUAUCAUGGGUGACCUGCGCUGAGGGUCGAGGAGACGCUAGGGCGUUCAGAUAUGUUCACACGUGUACAGUGGCUGCAAACCGAUCACCGUGACAGAUGCAGGUCGUCUCGGGGUAGGCAGUCAGACGGGCUAUGACGCAACAACGGUAAUGAAUGAAACACGACUAGAUGGGGUUUCUCGGGGCCACGAUGGAUGGGAGUGGGGCCUCGAGCUGGAAGACAAGGUUGACGGAGUGCAGCCACGUAGAUAGGUGGACGAGAGGCGCAGAUGGCCACGCAACGACCAGUUAGCGAC